Aspergillus puulaauensis is the source of this 1272-nucleotide messenger RNA. Its product is annotated as glucarate dehydratase family protein. The record is from RefSeq and is a predicted model, not a curated record. The transcript has a single exon. Lineage: Eukaryota; Fungi; Ascomycota; Eurotiomycetes; Eurotiales; Aspergillaceae. Bases 1 to 1272 code for a protein of 423 amino acids.
AUGGCGGACACUAUCAAAGACAUAGUCAUCACCCCGGUGGCAUUUCACGACAUGCCGCUGCUAAACAGCGUCGGCGUGCACGAGCCAUUCGCCCUAAGGAGCAUAAUCGAAGUCAUCACAGACAGCACCUACGGGCUAGGCGAGUCCUACGGCGACUCUGCACACCUCGAGCGCCUCCAGAAAGCCGCAGACCAAAUCAAGGCCUCGUCGCUCUCAGUCUACAACACAAACGCCAUCUACCAAAUAUGCACCAACAGCCUCGACGCAACCGCCACAAGCGGCGGCGACGGUAUGGCCGGCAUGGUCACCACAGCCUCCGUCGCCGAUAAAGUCUUCUCCCCCUUCGAGGUCGCCUGCCUCGACAUCCAAGGCAAACUAGCCGGCAUCCCCGUCUCCGAGCUCCUAGGCGGCCGCGUCCGCAAUAACGUGCAAUACUCCGCCUACCUCUUCUACAAAUGGGCCGGCCACCCCGGCCACCCCGACGACGAAUACGGCGCAGCCCUAACCCCCGAAGGUCUCGUCGCGCAAGCCCGCAAAAUCAUAUCCGAGUACGGCUUCCGCGCAAUAAAACUCAAGGGCGGCGUCUUCGCACCCGCGCAAGAAGUCGCCGCCAUCAAAGCCCUCCACGCCGCAUUCCCCUCCCUCCCGCUCCGCCUCGACCCAAACGCCGCCUGGACAGUCGAGACCUCGAAAUGGGUUGCGCAGGAGUUAGCUGGCAUAGUCGAGUACCUGGAAGACCCGGCGCCCGAGAUCGAGGGCAUGGCCGCCGUCGCGGCUGAGGCGUCCAUGCCCCUCGCUACCAAUAUGGCCGUCGUGGCAUUCGCCCAUCUCCCGCCUUCGAUCGCGCAGGAUGCCGUCCAGGUCGUGCUCUCGGAUCACCAUUUCUGGGGCGGCCUGCGCAGGUCCCAGACGCUGGCGGGGAUCUGUGCGACGUGGGGGAUGCGGCUGUCCAUGCACAGCAACAGCCAUUUGGGGAUUUCGUUGGCGGCGAUGACGCAUUUGGCGUCUGCGACGCCGAAUUUGGAUUAUGCGUGUGAUACGCAUUGGCCGUGGAAGAGGCGCGAUGAGGAUGUUGUUGUUGAUGGGGCGUUGAGGUGGGUGGAUGGGGGCGUUGUUGUGCCAACGGCGCCUGGGCUGGGGGUUGAACUUGAUCGGGAGAGGCUGGCUCGUUUGCAUAAACAGUAUCUGGACUGUGGGAUUCGGAAGAGAGAUGAUACGACUUAUAUGAGGAAGUUUGAGCCAGGCUUUUCGGCGACGAUACCGAAGUGGUGA